UGCAGACAGAAAAAUGUCAUCCUGCCAACACUGACAGGACAGAGCCCCGUGUCCUGGGGCUACUGCUGAAUUGACGUCCUCAUCUGCGCAACUGCACAUCCUCUUUGUAGAGGAGACGCGUAAUAGGGACAACAUUAAUGGGGAACCAUGAUCAUUGCUGAACUUUGCUUUUUCAUAACGAACGAUUAUCUUCUUUUGCAGUUCCAUGGGGUUGUAAGUGAGCUGAAGCAAGACAGACGCUUUUCUGCAGUCGACGUGAGGCGGAGCGUCUAACGGUCUGUGAGCUGUGCAAAGACGGUGCCACUGGUCAUGCUCGGACGGAUAUGUAAACCCCGUUUGGGAAAGCGAGGGGGAAGACCUGGAGUAUUGCCUUCUCUGUGCGUUGCAGUAGUGACAACAACUGUUUUGGCUGUCCUCUUUUUGGACUCCAUCGAGUCAUGGGUCACUUCAGCGGGGAUGAACGCAAAUUUGGAGCCAAACGCGGGCAUCAUCUCCCUGCAGAGCGUGCCUCCAACGCGCCCGGAGGAGUUCCUGCUCAUGCCCAGCCCGCUCGUGUGCCAGCGCGCCAAGCCCUACAUCAUCACCAUGGUUACUUCAGCUCCUGCCAAUCAAAGGGCACGGCAGGCCAUCCGAGACACUUGGGGUGGUGAGGUGGAGGUAACAGGACUCAGGGUUAUGACGCUUUUUAUUGUGGGUGUGCCGUCGGAUCCGGCUCUGGGUAAACUGCUCAUAGUGGAGGCCAGGGAGCGAGGAGACCUAAUCCAGGGUCGCUUUCUGGACACAUACUCCAAUCUGACUCUGAAGAGCUUGUCCAUGCUCGGGUGGGUGCGCCGCUUCUGCCCGCAGGCUCAUUUCAUGGCCAAAGUGGAUGAUGAUGUCCUUUUCAACCCGAGCGCUCUGCUCCACUUUCUCAACAAAAGCAGAAAUCCAUAUGAGCACGGGGACUUGUACCUAGGCAGGGUUCAUAUUCGUGUGGCUCCCAACCGUGACCCCGACAGUAAGCACUACCUCCCAGCUGGGGCCUACUCUCCCUCCGUGUUCCCAGACUACUGCAGCGGUACCGCCUAUGUCCUCUCGCGCUCUGCCUUGCUCAAAAUCUCCCUGGCGGCCACAGCUUCCGCCCUGUCCACACCUCUGCCCCCUGAAGAUGUAUUUGUGGGCAUAUGUGCGCGUGCAGCUGGGGUCCUGCCGUCACACUGCCCUCUCUUCUCUGGGGGUCCUACUGUUCCCUAUGGGCGAUGCUGUUACCAGGCCAUGGUGUCAGUUCACAAGGUCGCUCCAAGGGACAUGCUGCGGUACUGGGCAGACCUUCAAGCGUCCCCUGCCUGCUCCUGGCUGAGUAUUCGGGCUUCUCUAGGACUCUGCAAAGUUAGAGCCAUGUUGGGUAUUGCUUUAGGACUAGAGCAGGGUGUGUAAUAGUUGAGAGUUUAUUUAUUACUGUGAAUAGCACAAGUGCUCUUCUCUUUGUAGAGAUACAAAAUAUGUGCACUGAAAAUGGUGAUUUGUCUUCAUCACUACUUAACGAUGAUGAUGAGACAGCUAAAAAGAUAAAGCUUGCCACGAUAUCCUUGUUCAUCACAUUUAUUCAAAGGACACACU
Molecule: messenger RNA, 1599 nt
Organism: Periophthalmus magnuspinnatus
Lineage: Eukaryota; Metazoa; Chordata; Actinopteri; Gobiiformes; Gobiidae
Gene: b3galt4
Product: UDP-Gal:betaGlcNAc beta 1,3-galactosyltransferase, polypeptide 4
Exons: 1
Coding region: 310-1416 (368 amino acids)
Cellular component (GO): membrane
Molecular function (GO): N-acetyl-beta-D-glucosaminide beta-(1,3)-galactosyltransferase activity
Source: RefSeq, a predicted model, not a curated record